AGAGAGAGAGAGAGAGAGAGAGAUCCGUAAAGUAAGCGACGUCAACAUUGAACACACAAACGGACAAACGCCAACGUCUCCCGCUGUAUCCGAUUUUCCACUUUCCACUCACUCCACCUCCACCUUUACACUGCCCUCCACUCUAACUCCACUAUAAUACUCUCUCUCUCUCUCUCUCUCUCUCUCUCUCUCUCUCUCUCUCAGCCACAGGAAUGGUUGCCCUUCAGUGUGAUGUCCACGUAUCUAAAAGCCUUCAGUGGCUGCGUGGGCGGGGUGAGCUGUGUGACGUGGUGAUGGUGGGCGGCAAUGGGCAGCACACAGCGGCGCACAGCUGUGUCUUGGCAGCGCACUCCACCGUCAUCGCCGCCGUGCUGCAGGGAAGGCUGGCGGCUCACAAGGACUGGUCUGUCAUGCGGCCCCUUGUCAUCACUGUAGGGGAUGUCACGCCUGCUGCUGCUGCUGCUGCUGCUACUGCUGGUGGUGGUGGUGCUGGUGAUACCACCACCACCACCACCACGACCACCACCACCACCACCACCACCACCACCAACAACAUUAUGGAAGUCCUCAUUGCAUUACUUUAUGGAGAGCAAGUUGACAUCCCCUCAGCUCUUCUCUCUUCCCUCCUCCACCAUGCACAGCUCCUCGGCCUCUCACACCACAUUUACUCCACUCUGCAGACCUCUGGUGGGGCGGGGCUACCUGUGGGGCUGGAGGGACACACAGCACUCCUAGACGAAAGCACACGCAAACCAGUGCUAGAAAAUGCAAGAACAGCCGUAGCAGGAGAAAAAAUGAGAAGGAUGUGUGUGGGUGUUUGCAGUGAUGGUGUGUGGCAGGGUGUGGCUGCGGUGGCUGGGGAGGAGAAGUGUGGUGUUGAAGUGACUUGUGGUGUGGCAGGAGGGGGUCAGUUUGAAGAUAGAGGUGUUGAAAUGACUGGUAAUUUUGAGGUGAGUGUCUGUGAUAAAGUUGGUGAUGCAGAGAGUAAGCCCUAUAAGAGAACUAGCCAUUUUGAAACGACCGCCAACUUCAGCGAGAAAGUCGGAAACCUUAGUUCGAGACUGUGCCACGAAAAAACCGCCACUUCGGAAACGAUUACAAAACUCCCCAGCAUUGAUGUCUUAUGCGACAACACAGACACUCGCAUUGACACAGACACCAUGCUGGAGCUGUCGUUGCUGUGUGAAGGCGUUGAACGAGAGAUCCCCACAGCACAGCCCUGGACACACACAGCGCAGCCAACCCAGACACAGCAUGACACAGAAACAGCGGAGAUUUUGGGUCUUGUCAUAACAGCAGGGGAGGAGAAACAGCAGGAAACACAGCAGAAGAGGCAGAAGGGAAGGAUAGUUGGCAAAGGGCUGCUGUGUGAAGUGUGUGGCAUGAGUUUCCAGCGCUGUGGUGAUCUGAUCAAACAUGUCCAGCAUUCACAGCAUUUCUCGCAGCAGUGUCCUCUGUGUUUCGUGCAGGUUCGCGAGGAGGAGGGUCAGAGGCUACACUUUGCCCAGCACAACCACAACCUUCCUUUCUUCUGUAUGUACUGUGACCUGCGCUUCAGAACCAGAGCUGCCCUCACCAUGCACGCCCCAAAGCACUCCACCACAAAGCCGUUCGUGUGCGGUGACUGUGGCCGAGGGUUUAAGUGGCGUCACGCUCUGCAGGCUCACUCGUACACACACAGCGCCACAAACCGCCUGCUGUGUGACAUCUGUGGGUUCUCCUCUAAGUAUGUGACCACUUUCAAGGCACACCUUCUGCAGCAUUCUGGCUCCUCCUUCCCUUGUCCUCACCCAGGCUGCUCCUUCUCCUCCUCCAGAAAAACACACUUGAAUGAUCAUUACGCCACACACUCAAAGCUACGGGUGCACCAGUGUGAGAUCUGCGGACACUCCUUCUCUCACGCCAAGAACAUGCGGAGACACAUGAAGCUGCACACUCCCUCGGCCAACCUCCUCCAGUGCUCCAGUGUGUCCAACCUCCAGUGCUCCUUCCAGACAACUCGCUUUGAUAAACUGCGCAGCCACCUCGCCAAGAAACACAGCAUUGAUCACCCCACUACUGCCACGUUUGCUGCAAAAAAACAGAUUUCGCUUCUCCUCGUGACGGGAUUUGGACACAAGCAGCAGGAGGGUCUAGUGGAUGGUCAGCCGGAUUUGUGUGUCGAGCAGAUGGAUGGUUCAGCUGUGACGGGUUUGGAUAGCAAGGUGUGUGAGGAUCGCGUCGUGAUGGUGGGUGAUGUUCCGCAGAAUGAUUUUUCGGUUUUGGUCGUUUCGCCGGAGAUCGUCGAACUUGCGGACAUUGAGGGGCUUGGGGACACACAUACGGACGCGCACACACACACACAGAUGCACACGGGUGGCGGAAAACAGGGAGAAACGGAGAAUGUAAGCGGCUUUCUGAGGCACAUCGAUUCACGACGGAUUUUCUCAAGAGAGAAGCAGUGUAUAGAUUCUCUUAAUAUUUUAGAGUUUAUGUUGGAUAAUGUUGCAAAUUAGAGAGAGAGAGAGAGAGAGAUUAAAGUACAAAGAAUGCAUGUGUGUAUGUAUGUGUGUGUGUGUGUAAUGCCUACCUCAAACGAGCUCUUUUGUAUAUCAACCCCUUCCCGACGGCAGGACAAACUACUGUGCUACUAAAUAAAAACUUGUCCAUA
Portunus trituberculatus (swimming crab) is the source of this 2650-nucleotide messenger RNA. RefSeq lists its product as uncharacterized. Gene Ontology annotation, biological process: regulation of transcription by RNA polymerase II. Gene Ontology annotation, molecular function: chromatin insulator sequence binding; protein binding. Gene Ontology annotation, cellular component: chromosome. The record is from RefSeq and is a predicted model, not a curated record. Lineage: Eukaryota; Metazoa; Arthropoda; Malacostraca; Decapoda; Portunidae.